AAACAUUGACUCCCAAGAGAAAAGAAAUCUACUGCAGGUUCCUUGAUAGCGGUAGAAGUUUCAAAUACAACAAAAAUAAAUCCCUUAUUAGAAGAACAGGAAAUCAAGGCUACACUUCAAACACGCGUAACAAAAUAGACAAUAAGUGAUAAGAAAAAUUUUGCCUUAUUUGAUGAAAUUCAAUCUCAGCACCUAGUCAGAAGGUAUUUGGUCAAAAAAAACAGCAUAACCAACAUGGAAGUAUGGAUCCGUCCGGCGUGGUAACAGUGUGUGCUGGUAAUGAUGCUGUAAUGUUGUGGAGGGAAUUUUCCCAGCACAUGUUGUCCAUACUGAGCUGUUCUGCUACUGCUGUAAAAAUGCAUUUGUUCACCUCUUUAGGAAACAUGUUCUGCAGACUGACGGCACCAAAGUGCAGCUUUCAGGGAAGGUGAAAUUACUUAACAUCUGGGGUAAAACUAACAGAGACAAUCAGAAAAAGAACAUCAUACCCACAGUCAAACAUGGUGGCGGUAAAGGUCUGAGGGUGCUUUGCUGCUUCAAGACCUGGACAACUUGCCAUAAUUGAUUGAACCACUAAUUCUGCUCUACCAAAAAAUCCUGAAGGAGAACAUCUGGCCAUUAGCUUGUGAUCUUAAACUGAAGUACAUGUGGGUUAUGUGGAAGCACAAUGGUCCAAAACAUAUGAGCAAAUCCACAUCUGAAGGUUAAAAAGAACAACAAAUAACUAAAUGUAGAUUCUCGAGUGACCCAGUCAAAGUCUGGACAAUAAUCUCACUGAGAUGAGUUUCACAGGAUAUGUUCGAAACCCUCUCUCUAAAAUUCCUCCCCAGCAAUGCAAAAGCCACAUUUGCAAGUUGUCUCAAAACGCUAAAAAAUAAAAUCAUUAGAAAACCGGAGUUUGCAUUUACUCAGGCAGUCUAUAGAAAUUAGGUAGAUGAUAUGCAACAUUUAUGUAAGACAAAAAAGCAAAAACAGAUGACAUCUGUAAGGGGGUAUACAGUUUUUCACAGGACUAAGAAGGGAUUCCAGUUUUGCUCAGGGCCUCAUACACGUUUUUUUUUUAUUUAUAUAAUAAGAUUUAGCAGCUUUAAUAAGUGAUCACCUUUGCCACAGCUCACAACUGAGCAUUUCUUCCCUCAGGGUGGCGGGUUUGGGAGGUUUGAAAAACCCAAACCAGUCUGUCAGGGUCGGUGCCGUUUCAUUCCCAGGCGGUUUGACUCGUGUUGUCUGGACGGACUGCAGCGGCAGCAUGUUGUUGUUGCUCCGCCCUCGACUGGUCUCGCCUGCUCUCCGUGCAGCGGUUGCUGCGCAGCGCUGAAAGGCAGAGUUGUGGGUCGGAGCAGGAGGGAGGCUGCAGCGCUGCGCAGAUCAGUCCGUGUUCACACGCUGCAACCGCUGGAUUUAAAACACCGCCGCUUCCGUUCAGGUUGGAGUCAAGACGAAGCAGAAAGGCAGCUUAAGGCUUCUGACCUGAGUUUGAGGAGGAUUUUUAAAUAUAUCUAGGGAAGCGCGUUGGCUGUUGGGUUUCCCUCCUGUCCCGGACAGCCAGGCAGGCAGCCGUAAGUGAUCCCGUCGUCCUGCGUCCAGCUGCCGUGGGAACCAUGGCGCUCCGGGCCAAGGUGAUCUACGACUUCCACUCUGAAAACCAAGGGGAGCUGUCGGUGCAAGAGGGCGAAAUCCUAACUUUGGUAAGCGAGCAGGACAUAGAGGGCUGGCUGGAGGGCUCCAACAGCAGAGGGGUCAGAGGACUGGUCCCCGCCACGUACGUGGAGAUCCUGGGGAGCGACGCUGCGCUGAACAGCUACAACACCUCCGCGGAGCCCCGCUACUCUAACGUCACGGCCGGAGGCUUUGACAAACUCGAGAACAUCUCUAAACCUCCUCCCGUGGGGUUAACCUCAAACACAGCACAUCACAACAACAACAAACAGCACAGCCAAGGCAGCGAUGAUGACUGGGAUGAUGACUGGGAUGACAGCUCCACUGUGGCAGAUGAGCCGGGGACUGUGGGAGGAAGGUACCGGGACUCUGAGGGCAAUGGCACCUCCACAUACACAGUGACAACACACACGGGGCAAAGAGGGAUUGCAAUGCAGGCAAAGAGCUCAGCAACAGUGGGCAAGAACCUAAACAGGUUUUCCACCUUCGUGAAGUCAGGAGGAGAGGCGUUUGUGCUUGGGGAGGCAUCAGGUUUUGUAAAAGAUGGGGAUAAGAUCUGUGUGGUGAUGGGUCCGUACGGUCCAGAGUGGCAGGAGAACCCUUACCCCUUCUCCUGCACUAUUGAUGACCCCACUAAGCAGACCAAGUUCAAAGGGAUGAAGAGCUACAUCUCCUACAAGCUGACCCCUACGCACACCCCGAACCCAGUGAGCAGAAGGUACAAGCACUUCGACUGGCUUUACGCUCGCCUGGCGGAGAGGUUUCCGGUCAUCUCGGUUCCACACCUCCCAGAGAAGCAGGCCACAGGACGCUUCGAGGAGGACUUUAUCUCCAAGAGGAGGAAGGGUCUCAUAUGGUGGAUGAACCACAUGACUAGCCACCCUGUCCUGUCCAAGUGUGAUGUCUUCCAGCACUUUCUAACCUGCACAGAUGAGAAAGCCUGGAAGCAGGGGAAGAGGAAGGCUGAGAAGGACGAGCUGGUGGGGGCCAACUUCUUCCUCACCAUCAGCACUCCUCCGGCUCCCCUUGACUUCCAGGAGGUGGAGAGCAAAAUUGAUGGGUUCAAGACGUUUACUAAGAGGAUGGAUGACAGCACCAUGCAGCUCAACGCCACCAUCAACGAGUUUGCUCGCAAGCAGAUGGGUGGAUUUAAGAAGGAGUACCAGAAGGUGGGGAUGUCAUUUAAGGCCCUGAGCCAAGCCUUUGAGAUGGACCAGCAGAUGUAUUCAUUAGGUCUCAACCACGCCAUUUCCUUCACUGGAGAUGCCUAUGAAGCGAUUGGAGAAUAUUUUUAUGAGCAGCCCAGCAAAGAUCUGGACCCAGUUAUGGAUUUGUUAGCUCUUUACCAAGGUCACCUGGCAAACUUCCCAGAUGUCAUCCAUGUCCAAAAAGGAGCCCUGACGAAGGUGAAGGAGAGCCAGAAGCACGUGGAGGAGGGCAAGAUGGACAGGGCGCAGGCAAACGGCAUCAACGACCGCUGCAACAUCAUCUCCUGCGCCACGCUGGCUGAGAUCCAGCACUUCCACCACAUCCGUGUAAGAGACUUCAAGGCCCAGAUGCAGCACUAUCUCCAGCAGCAGAUCACUUUCUACAAGAAAAUCACGGGCAAGCUGGAAGAGGCACUGCAGAAGUACGACAACUUGGAGAUCGCUCCAACAGUUUAAUCUCUUGACAAUGGACGGCUGUGCCGCUCACGUGAUUGGCCAGUGGGAUUUUGGCAAGAAAUGGGCAGGACGCCACAGGGACUGCUGGGAGCUGCUUUCAGAGCAGGAUGGGACGUUCAAGGAGAGGACACAAAACGAAAUCCUGGUUUGCAUUUUUUGUCUGUGACAUGUAUUUUUAGGAAAUUAGUCCCGUUAAAUGCAAACACGGUUGCCCAGAUUUUAUAGGGAUCAUUAUUAAUUAAAGUCCUCCUGCUGAUUAGAUUCAUUAUGGAAUACAUUUAAGCUGCAUGAGGAAGAGCAGAAGCCUAUUUUCACUGUUGCCUACACAUCUGGUGCAAGAGUUCCUACAUCGGGAGUUUUUAGCCUUACAGCACAGUUUUUAAACAAUUGUUGGGCUGGCCGCCUUUCCAGGAGCAGCAAUGCUCCUGUGGCCGACACACUGCCUUCAGGAGACACUCCUGGAAUAUUUAUUCUGAGACAAACAGGGCAGAAUGUUUACAGCCUUCUUACCAAGCAGCCACUGUCACUGCUGUUUUGCUGUGCCUUCUAAAUACAUCUCUCUGGUCAUUUUCAUUACUUAUUCCUAAAAACUCUUAUGUGCUGAUAAUGUAAUAUAUAAAAAUAUAAUCUAUUUGUUUUAACAAGGCUGCCACCUAUAAAUUAAAACCUAUGUUAUCGAAUUGUGCCAUUUCUUUUUCCAAGUUGUUCCAAGAAUAGAUUUUUAAUACAGGAAUACCCUGCUCGCAGCAAGCACUAAUGUCCUGUUCAGCAUGCACAAUUAAUGGGACAACAGUAAACAACAUUUUACACCUUAUGUCUGUAUUUUUGUCAGCAAAACGUCGGUUUGAAGGCUCAGCUUUGGGUUACCAGAAGCAAGCUGCUAGGAGUAGAGGAUUUCUUACCAGUUUUUAUAAUGCAGACCUUUUUACAGCAGCAUUACUGAUGCUUUUAAAUUUUAUGAUGCUGGUUGGUUACAUCAUGAACUUAUGAUUGUAAAAGAGAUGCAAAUUAAAUUUAUCCUCCACAGAAAUAUU
Girardinichthys multiradiatus is the source of this 4357-nucleotide messenger RNA. RefSeq names its product sorting nexin 18a (gene snx18a). Gene Ontology annotation, cellular component: cytoplasmic vesicle; plasma membrane. Gene Ontology annotation, molecular function: protein binding; phosphatidylinositol binding. The coding region runs from base 1602 to 3323 and encodes 573 amino acids. The transcript has 2 exons. NCBI's taxonomy places the organism in Eukaryota, Metazoa, Chordata, Actinopteri, Cyprinodontiformes, Goodeidae. Gene Ontology annotation, biological process: endocytosis; protein transport; endosomal transport. The record is from RefSeq and is a predicted model, not a curated record.